Molecule: messenger RNA, 3273 nt
Organism: Eremothecium cymbalariae DBVPG#7215
Lineage: Eukaryota; Fungi; Ascomycota; Saccharomycetes; Saccharomycetales; Saccharomycetaceae
Gene: VAC7
Product: Vac7p
Exons: 1
Coding region: 1-3273 (1090 amino acids)
Biological process (GO): vacuole inheritance; positive regulation of phosphatidylinositol biosynthetic process; protein localization to vacuolar membrane
Cellular component (GO): PAS complex; fungal-type vacuole membrane
Source: RefSeq, a predicted model, not a curated record
AUGGUGAUAGACGAGGAGAGUCGAAUCAUUGUUGAGACGGAGACUGUGGACACGCAGACGCAGCCAUUGUUGCCGGUCCAGCCACCUCUUGUUGCUAGUAUAUCGGAGCAGGCGAUGAUGCACCAGGAGCUGUUGCACUCGAGACAGUCUUCGUCACACCAGGUGCUAGAUGGACAGCUUAUAGGGGGGCUGGGCGAAGCUGUGGGGACCGGUGCUGGGGGUGGGCAGCAGAGCAGUGAUAGUCUGGAGGGGAAUGGAAGUGGCAAUGUAAAUGUAAAUGUAAAUGGGUAUGGGGGGGUUGGGAAUCAGGAUCGCAAGUCUUUGUUGUUAGCAGAGGAUCGGCCGUUGCUGAAGGAAUCUAUGUCACAACAGCACUUUGGAAGUACAGUCGUUGGGCAAGGUUCUCAACAGCCACCUGUGAUUGCGCAUAAUCCUUUAUCGCCACAUGCUUCCAUGACCGCCCUGAGGAAUAAGAAGUCGUCGUUAUUAAUCGACUCCUUGCCUGCUGCGGGCGAAACGUUGAUCGAAGAUGAAGCCCGCGAGAAUGAAUCUGGAAGUCAUGGAGGGAUAGGAGGUGGCGGUGGGGGUGGAGGUAGCAGUAUUCAUGUAGGGCUUGCAAGCUCAAAUAUCAACCAUGGAUCUAGUAGUGUGCACACACACCCCGGUAUCACACACACAGAAGGAGGAUCCACAACGAACAACGGCAGUGGAGCCGUUGGCAGCGAUGUGGUGGGUGGUUUAAAUACGGAAGCCUUCUCUACUAGGACUCUUGAUCUUCAGCAGCACAAGCCUUAUCAUCAUAUGGACAAGUCAGUUUCUGGUCGUUUGGACGAAGAGUCCAGAUCCGGCUUAAACUAUGGGCCUGUUGAAAGUCUAAUAGAUCAAGAUUCUGUAAGACAAGGUAAGGAGUCUUCUACUAAGGCAGAUUUCUUUGCAGCUCGGUUGGCAAGUGCUGUUGGUGAAAAUGAGAUAAGUGAUUCUGAAGAGACUUUUGUUUACGAAUCUACUGCCAAUUCUACCAAGAACAGUUAUGAGCCAAUUAGCAGUAAUGUUAUAAUUACUCAACCAUCAUUAACAAAACCGUAUGGAAUACCUGCAAAGUUGAGCACACCAAUGUUAAACAAGAACAAGAAGUUGAUGGAGAGGUUGAAGACGAGUAGACACAGUUCUAUUGCUGUGAUUCCGCCUGCAGCUAGCGACACAAUUGCUUCAAUUCAAGCUAUAAAUCCUGCACAGCAGCAACCGCAACAACAUUUACAGCAGCCACAGCCCCAACUACAGCAAUUGCAACCGCAGCAACCACAAGACCCACCACCAGCACAACAACAGCAGCUGCCACAACUCCAGCAGCAACCGCAGCAGCAACACCAACAGCAACAAGUACUGCAGCAACAACAAUUACAAACACAACAACAAUUGAACUUGCACCACGCACAGUCCUUGCAACAAUCAUCUCAGCAGUCACAAUCUCAGCAGCAACAGUCGCAGCCUCACUAUGUUCAUUCCCAAGCUCUGUCGGACGAUUUGAAGAGUAUCCAUUCUAGUAAACAACGUAGGGCCCAACAACCGCAUGCGGGACAGUCUGAUAUUCUGUCUGUCAAAUCGUAUGUUACAAAUCAACAAAUGCAUUCUCCCGGUAAACGGUUGGGCGUGCUUUCAUUAGGUAAAGUGACACCUGAAGCUCGGCCAUCGCGGAACAUGUCAACUCAUUCCGGAAAAUUACGGCCGUCUUAUAACAGCGGCAAUACUAGCACAUAUAAGCUAAAAAAUAAUCACCUGUAUCCUUUUAGGACAACGGCAUCUCGUAUAUUUGACGCUAAUGGCGCAUCUUUGCGGCGGUACUCGGGCGUUCCAGAUGAUAUAAAUUUGGAGGAUUAUGUGGAACAGGAGAACGGGGAACUAACACCAAACAAGUUUACUUACAGAUCAUCGUCGGAAAUGGAAUCGGAGGAUGACGAGCAUGCACUAGAUGAGGAAGAAGGUCUGAGCUACGUCGAAGAGGACGAAGAUGACGUGCAAUCUAUGUUUUAUUAUCACGGGAAUGCGCACACAAACAGCACGAAUCAUCAAAAUAACAAUUCCAAUGGCAAUAAAAAUAGCGCUGGCAAUGAGCUGAAUAAUAACACCAGUCAUAGUAACGAGAAAAAUCAGAAUAACGGGUCACAUCAAUCGCUACAUCGCAGAUACAGAACACAUUACGGUGCAAUAGAUAAGUAUACGCAAUCAUCUCAAAAAUUGAAUUACAGCCAAACCGAGCCAAACAUGGAUGUACCAGGCGACGACGACUUGGAAGCAUUGUAUUACUUCAGAAACAAUUCUAAUCAUAAUAAUAAUAAUCGCGAUGGCAAUGCUAACGCAGAACCUGGCAACAAAAAUGGGCAUGGAAGCAAGCACUUGGACUUUUUUUUCCAACCGGAUGAGCUCGUUCCUCUAAAGCCCAAGAAAAGAAGAUCCCACACAGUGUAUUCCGGCUACUAUAAUCCACACAAUUUCUACACGAAAAGAUCAAAUUGGAAUAAAUUUAAGAGUUUUGUAUAUUUAACUUUUAUUGUCACUAGUUUGUUGGCUCUGGGUUUCAUAUCUGGGUUUCUACUGGCUACUAAUAAGGAAUUGCACGAUUUCCAAAUCACUCUUAUUGACAAUGUUCUCGUAUCCACUGAUGAACUGGUGUUUGACGUUAGUGUAUCCUCUUUCAAUCCUGGCUUCUUUACAAUUGGAGUACAAGACGUUGAUUUGGACAUUUUUGCGAAGACUGCACACCUAGAUGAUCCGGAUAAUGGAGCUGUCAGUGGUGAUCAAGGAAAAAGCCAUGGUUCCUCAUAUGAGACCAUACUACUAGGAACAGUAUACUCAUUGGAAAGUCCACUACGUUUCCCCGGGGGUUUGUUUAGUAGAAACCACUGCGAAUCAAUGUCGAGCAUCAAACUAUUGCAUCCAGGAGCUACCGAUAACGAAGAUGAAGGCACGUCCCCACUACCAGUCGACCCAACAUAUCCAACAUCCGCAUCCACGUCUCCAUCCACACUCCCAUCGACAACCACAUCCGUCAUGCACCACAAAGAAAACAACAUUAAGCUCCCCCUAGGCUCGAGCGGAAAGAAAACUGAAAACGAUGCUGAAAAAUGGAAAACCUUGAUAAGGUACGAUUUUGAUUUAAUAAUCAGAGGAAGUAUGAAAUACAAUGUCCCGUUUUUCAAAAGUGAAAAAUCAGUAGUCGUCCAAGCUCAAGUAAACGUCGAUCCAAACUGGGCCAAAAAAAAGGUACAAUUAUAA